CAGCAGCAGCAGCAGCGUUCGGAGGUGGAUGUGGAGGUGAGAACGGCAGAAAUGGGGAGGGAAGAGGACUUGAAUGUGGAGGUGCAAAUGCCUCAACAUGGUAUUGAGGUGGUUAUGGGCUGGGAAGAUGGCAGUGGAGGUAGCGGUGGUGGUGGUGGUGGCGGCGGCGGUUGCAAUGGAAGGCAGGCUGCUGCUGCCACUGCCACUGUGGCACAGCUGCUGACGUGGUGA
This is a messenger RNA of Hydatigera taeniaeformis, 231 nucleotides long. NCBI's taxonomy places the organism in Eukaryota, Metazoa, Platyhelminthes, Cestoda, Cyclophyllidea, Taeniidae. The record is from the annotation of a GenBank genome assembly.